AUGUCGACAAAGCCGGACGGUGAUAUGCAUCGAGAAAAGAAGAUGCGUGCAAUUGAUAUGUUGAAUCAUUUUAUUAACAAGCGGUCUCAAGCUAAAGCUAAAUCCGUGUCACCCACCGCACGUAAUUGGAAGAAUUCACGAUUAUCUCCACCCAACACUGAAGAGCCUAACGAGGAUGCAAACAAUGUAUCACCUACUCCAAAGAGACGAAAGUUUGCCCAAUCUAGUCCUGUAAGGAAACCAGAAGAGCCUGUGCUAUCAACGGACGUUCAACUAAAAUUACCAGCGACAGAAUCAUUGAAUGAUAAGGCUGAAGGUUCACCGGGCACGAAAUCAGUAGCAUUUUCGGACAAAUUAGACUCUUCGCCAACGCAGCGCACAAUGAAUUCUUCUCCUAGACAGACACCAGCUUCUGCACCUUCCAAAUCAAUCUUGCGAAACCCUAUCGAGUUUCAAAAGAAUGUCAGUCUAAUGGCUGAUCCUGCUGGGAAGCCGAAGUCAAAACUCGCGGGUCGAGGAGGACAAGUUAACGAUACUUCUGAUGAUAUUGAUCCAACAUCUUUGGCAUUUUGGGAGUUUGGAGAAGUGCAUAAAAUGCUCGAUUCCAGUAAUUUCAAGGAAUUUCAAAAAAUUAUUGAAGGUGGGUUGGAAAUCUUGGCGAAUAAUGAAAGGAGCCAUGUAGCUCGAAGAUUCGAGGUAUAUGCUUCAUUUAAUAACAUUAUACCACCAAACAAUUUGAAGUAUCAUUCGGAACUCAUUGAAAAGAAAUUUGAUAUUUUGAUUCACAACUUGAAAAAGAUUAUAGAGGUGUGUCUACCGCAUUUACGAACGGAACAAGAGAAAUUGCUUGGCGCUGGAAACAAAAAGAACCCUUUUGGUUCAAGACUUUAUAUUCAGAUCGUACGAUUGUUCGGGUCUUUACUCGCCCAUUAUCGUGUCAUGAGAGCGUUAACCAAGUUGCCAUCGUUGAAGGAACAGCUUGGGGAAGUUUUAGAGUUGUCAAAGGAAGCAUUGGUCCACCCAAAUGCAAAUAAAGUUAUCAUUGGGGCACAAUACACUCUACUAGCUUACGAGAAAUACGGGGCUUACUUUUUACAGAAGGAAGAUGUUAUGAGCAUAAUUAGAAGUGUUAUCAGAACAAAAGAUAUUCAGAGUACAAAUCUGAUUUGCGAAAAGCUCCAUCUUAUGAGAAAAUUCCUUUCAAAAUACACUAGCGUCAUGCUUGAAAUAAUACCGGAAUGGUUGCCAAGUGAAGUGCUUGCGCAAAUCCUCAGUGAUGAAGAGGUUCACUCAUUAAGUAUUCUACAGGCAGGGAUCGCGGUGGUUUUAGACCUUCUGAAGAAGUCUUUGGAUUCAUCCGCUAUUCACCAAACUAUCAACCGAUGCAUAAGAAAUACUCUGGCUAAAGAUGUUAUGCCUGAAGGUGCCCAAAAUCGAUCAGUACAUGGCCACUCUUUAGAGUGGGGCUCUACGACAUUGGAGGAAAUGUUGCAGAAGGAAAUUACUUUUCUAAUCAUCAGCAAGAAAGAAAUAAAGUUCGCGAUGGAUUUGUGGUUAGCAAUGAUGGGACUCUUGUAUAAUACAACUGAAGCUCUUCUGGAGCUUAGCGACACUGAUGAACGCGGGUGGCUCAGGUUGAAUCAUAUUUGUUUUUUAUCUGGAAACUCUUCUGCCAAAUUCAUCGCUCUGAAAGCCUGGAGAAUAAUUACCUAUUACAGCUGGGCUCAUGUGCAAGGCAAGUCCCUACAUCAUGACCAUGCCCUGAUUCGGCUUCUUAAAAUGCCAUUUGAAUUCUCAUCAACUUCUCACUUAGAACCUGAUGUCUGUGAAGGUCUUAUAUACUAUUUGACCGGCAUGGUUUUUGUCACUUGUGGAAAUUCAAAGGCUCAAGAACAAAAGACCUUUAGAUUCUUUUGGGAGAAUCUAAUUUCGCCAAUAUACCAUGACUUUCUUUUCACCUCUGAUAGCAUAAAGUUGAAGUCAGCCGCCAUCAAACUUCUCGCGGUAUUAAUCGAUGGCAAAAGUGAGACCGGGACUUCUAAAACCAAAAGCUCAUUUCCCUUGAAAGUUAUUGCUUCUGUUGGUGUUACCAUGAAGGAAAUUGAGCCCGUACCAGCAGAUACGGUAGACGAUGCGUAUGAAUUGGUGUUGACAUUGGUAAGCAACGCUUUGUCCAUUGACUCAUCCGAAUGGGCCACAAGGUUUGAGCUUUUCGACAGUAUGCUCAGAUUGCUACCGGCGGAAUUUAUCGAUGAUACUCAUUUAACGAUUUUUCUGGAUCUUGUCUCGCGGCUAUUUAGUCAAGCAAGUCUUCCAAAAGACCCCUCCACUGUUCUUUGUCCUCUCGUCUUAAGUUUGACGGGACCGUUUGCAAAUUUCGUUUUUGAAAGCAGCAAGAACUUUCAAAAGCUUUUGAAAGGUGUUGAUCAUUUUUAUGGGCAAGACUCAGAAAUUAGAUUGACCUUAAUGAAAGAGUUCUCUAAGAAGCUGAGGAGGCAGAUUUCAGAGUUCACUAUUAUUGAGAGGUUUCUGGAAGUUGGCGAUUUAUCUUGCCAAAGAUACGCGUCAAACUGGAUUGGUUCCGUUUUAUUGCCUAACACUCUCACGACAAGCGAGCUUCAUAGCUUUGCUAGCAUUGUCAAACUACUUCUUUCCCCUCAGGCUAUUGGUGCUCUAUUGAAUUUCUGCUUGAAUUCAAAAGACAAACCUGAUAUAUGCGAGCUAUUGAAUAUUGAUGAUUGGGGUGACGAAAAAGUCGCAAUACUUGUUAAAGCGGUUGUUUCCUUAAGCUCCAAUAAACUUGUUCCCUCUCUAGCGGUGAAGCUACAGAAAAUGCUACCUUCACGUGUCUCUUUAUUCAAUGAACUGUUUACAACUCUUCAAACCCUCAAAUAUGAAGAACUCAUAAGGCACGUCAUCAUCGCCAAUCCUGAAGCUGCCAAUGGUAUAAUAUUAUUAAAUGGCACCCAAGCGCCGGCUGUUUUGCCUAAGGGUUUACCGCGCGACACACUUUCUUACUUCGUUUCGCAGUUGCCCAAUUUUGAUGAGAACGCUCAACUUGGUAUGAUUAAAUGGAUCCUAGACAUGAAUGAGGCAGAUUUGCUGUUCGCUGAUCGUGGGGAGUGGAAAGAUUGCGUAUUCCUUAGAAUAGGAAAAGAUGGAGAAUUUUCGAAUGAAUUCAAGAUUCUGAUUGCAGAUGCUAUUAGCCAACUUUAUGAGAAGCAAUCCUGGAAAAACCUAAGCAAGUGUAUCCUGUAUUGUAUGACUUGUGGUCAGGUGCCAUGCGUCGAACAGGUGUACGUUAGGAUGAGAGAUAAAAGACGGGAAAACAAUUCGCCUAAAUCGCCCAAAGCUGACGAAUGCAAAUCUCUGAAUUCCAUUCUCAGUGAAAGUAUUAAGGAAAUUUAUCAAGGCGAUGCAAUAGAUACCGCAUUUGAGGUAACAACCUCCCUGAUUGAACUCAAAAAGGUGCAGAACUUCUCAUCAUGUCGCGAAGAGUUUUUGAACUUCUUCAUCAUUCGAGCAUCCAACUUUGUUUCAGUUGAACAAGCUAUCGCCUUAGAACUUUUCGAGAGAUUCAUUGCCGUUUUGAUGGAGUGCUUCGAUGAAAUUAUCCUAUCAUUUGUGGAAAGUAUCCUCUCAAGUAUCCUUAAAGUACUCACAGACCACUCGUUGCAGGUCUUUGGAUUGCUUAAUCAUCAUUUGACACUAAAAGGACACCUCUUUCAUAAGCUGGAGAACUACAAGACUUUAUUGGAAAAGUCCGGCGAAAGCAAGCUGGUGAAAGAGAAUGUAGAAGCGCAAUGUAGCAAUGGAGGUCCAACAUUGCUUGAACCAAUACAUACAGGAACUACUUCCAACGCGAGUGACAUGGGCCAAGAUAAAAAUCAAUCUGAUGACAUUAACAAAGCGGCCGUAUCUUACAUUAUAGAAGUACCUGCAACUCAGGGAAUAUCAAAAUCAGCAGAAUCGACAGAAGGACGGGAUUCCCAAAGAGAUAUGAAUAUUGUGACAUCGACUAUAAUACACGACACUGUUGAAAGUACCGAGAUAUCCAGUUUUGUAAAAAUGGAUGUAGCAAGUCAGAAGGCAUCUGAAGAAGUAGCAAGGGAGCAUGAGUCAUCUGAUGGUUUCUCGCUAACACCUGUCGCUCAGGCCAUCCCGGUCACCUAUCCGGUCGCACAGACUUCGGUGGAAGAGAUAACAACUAAUAAACAUAAAGAUGCUCAAGAUCCUGGCCAAAAAAAGGGAGCUAAUAUCGAUAAGAAAAAAGAGGCCACUGUCGAAUCCAACGACGAUUUUGCGCCUGCAGAGACAGACCAAGAUGAUGAAUUUCUCCUGGCAAUGGAGCAAAAACUGGAGACGACAUCUAAUAAAUUGGCACCAAUUAUAGGACAGAAUCCUCCUGAACAGAAUAAAUUGCAAUCAGUUUCAUUAGAUGAUGUAGAUGCUCCGGCGUCUUCAAAGAUUCGCUUUCCAAUCUUCAAUUCUUCAAAGUUUCAAGGCCGUAGUGUGAAAGUUCUGAAUAACACAACAAAUCUGACUCAGAACGCUAAGAAUGCAGACGAAAAGGAACCGGAUAAUAACGCAAGGUCUAACGGCCAAACCCUCGAAGAAUCAAGGUGCUCAGAGGAUGCAGUUUCCCGAGAUGCAACUCCGUCGCUGCGUAUGCACUUCCCAUCUAAAAAGGCAAGAAAACUGGUUAAUAGGGUGCGUGCUUUCACAGCAGAAGAUCUUUCACAUCUACCUCCUGAAGAAAAGAGAAAUUUGCGCAUAGAAUUAUUAGAUUUCCUCAUGAGCCUUGAACACGAGCAUGGGUUCUACCAAUAG
This is a messenger RNA of Torulaspora delbrueckii, 4830 nucleotides long. It is a transcript of the gene RIF1, whose product is annotated as DNA-binding protein RIF1. The transcript has a single exon. The coding region runs from base 1 to 4830 and encodes 1609 amino acids. The record is from RefSeq and is a predicted model, not a curated record. Lineage: Eukaryota; Fungi; Ascomycota; Saccharomycetes; Saccharomycetales; Saccharomycetaceae.